GGAGGGGAGGGGCCCAGGCAGACCGGUCCCGCCGCGCAGCUCCCGCGGCCGGCUGGCGAUCCGCAGCCGCGCCCGGCCGCUCGGCUCGGCGCAGGCCAGGCAGGAAGAAGGAAGCUACCGGCGGCGGGAGGGCGAGAGCAGCGGCAGCGGGGAGGGAGCUAUGUUUCAGCCAGUGCAGCAGGAAGCCUGAAGAAGCAAUACAAAGUUUGGAAGGUGAAUAUGGAUUCAAAAUCAGCAAUUAACAAAGGCAGAGUGAAGAAUUUGCCACGUCGUGACUGAAGGUACAAGAAAAAAAACCUACGGGGAGAUCAACUCAGCAGCGUAUCUUCCACGUUUGUUAACAGCCUACCAUUGCACGGCUUUGGGAGGAUCUUUGUUAUUGUAUUCUGAAGAACAGAUAACGUUGCCACAAGUACAUAAGCGUGUCACCUAAAAUUUGAUACCAGCUAUAGAGUAGAUGGCUCAGCUUCCUCCUGGGAUUCGCUUCAUCACUUCAUUUUCACGAGAUCAGUGGUACAGAGCCUUCAUUUUUUCUCUCACUUUCUUGUUGUAUGCCAGCUUCCAUUUAUCAAGGAAACCUAUUAGUAUAGUUAAGGGAGAGCUGCAUAAGCAUUGCAGUGCUUCACAUGAAGUUGAAGUCAACUCCUACAAAGAAUAUGCUGCCCAGAUUCAGCCUGUCAAAAAGCCAUCUAAUAUAUCUCAGUGCGGUUGGGAGCCAUUUGAUAAGAACAACUACAAACAGUUACUGGGAGCACUGGAUUACUCAUUUCUGUGUGCAUAUGCAAUUGGAAUGUAUUUAAGUGGAAUAAUAGGAGAACGGCUACCUAUCCGGUACUAUCUGACAGUCGGGAUGCUUGCUAGCGGACUCUUCACUGCAAUGUUUGGAUUGGGUUAUUUCUAUAAUAUACAUAAUCUGUGGUUUUACAUAAUGGCCCAGAUAGCUAAUGGGUUGGUGCAAACUACGGGCUGGCCAAGUGUCGUUACAUGUAUUGGCAACUGGUUUGGAAAAGGAAGGAGAGGUUUGAUCAUGGGAAUCUGGAAUUCACACACUUCAGUGGGAAAUAUCUUGGGAUCUUUAAUUGCUGCUUAUUGGGUGUCUACAUGCUGGGGUCUCUCCUUUGUGAUGCCUGGUGUUAUCAUUGCUGUGAUGGGGAUUGUUUGUUUCCUGUUUCUUAUUGAACAUCCUAAAGAUAUAAGUUGCUCCUGCACACCAUCCAGUAGUUCUAAAACUUUCCUGAAUGGCACAUCUCAAUUCAGAGUCCAGAUGCCAAUCUUAAAUGCUAAGGAAACCAACAAACCUCAGGAUCCAGAGAUGCAGCAUUUGCUUAUUGACAGUGAAAAUUGCAGUGUGUCACUGAACUCCAGCACUGUGGUCACUGGGGAAGGUAGACAUGGGACAUCAGCUAUCAGCUUCCUUGGGGCCUUGCGAAUACCUGGAGUCAUAGAGUUCUCCCUUUGUCUUCUGUUUGCAAAGCUGGUGAGCUAUACUUUCCUCUUCUGGCUUCCCCUCUAUAUCACAAAUGUAGAGCAUCUUGAUGCCAGAAGAGCUGGGGACCUUUCUACACUGUUUGAUGUGGGUGGAAUCUUUGGUGGAAUUUUGGCAGGCCUGAUAUCAGACAGGCUGGAGAAGAGGGCGUCAACCUGCGGAAUGAUGUUACUGCUUGCAGCACCCACAUUGUACAUGUUCUCUGCAGUUAGUAAAAUGGGCCUUGAGGCUACUGUAGUGAUGCUGCUUAUCAGUGGUGCCCUGGUGAAUGGCCCUUAUGCACUGAUCACCACUGCUGUCUCUGCUGACUUGGGUACCCAUAAAAGCCUGAAAGGGAAUGCAAGAGCCUUGUCCACAGUGACAGCGAUCAUCGACGGAACAGGAUCUGUAGGUGCGGCUUUGGGCCCUCUCUUAGCUGGUCUUAUUUCCCCAUCUGGUUGGAACAACGUGUUUUACAUGCUUAUGGUGGCAGAUGCAUGUGCCUUGCUAUUCUUACUCCGUCUUAUUCAGAAGGAACUUCGGUGUAACACAGAUCAUACCCUGUUUAAAGAACACUGAGCUACGAGACCAGAUUUGGAAUAAGGACUGCGUCAGUGAUCAGAGCUCUUCCCUGAAAAACAAACUUCAUGGAAUGCGUUAUUCUAUAUUUAAGAGAUUCUGUUUGGUGAAGAACUUUGCACAUUUACUGGAAGCAAUGUGAGAAAUGCAACUGGUAAAUCCCUGAAGCUCUUAUUUUUGCACAUGAAUAAGUACCUCAGGAUGGCAACUAUUCAUCAGAUGAAGAGACAGGAACUGGAAAGGUUUUAGCAGCACGCCUCAGCUGAGCCAAAGAGAAAUACCAAGUGCCUUUUUAUUUCUUUUGAUAGGAUGUUUUUAAUUAAAAUGCCGAACUGUGUAUUUUCCAAAAACAAGUCAAAACUAGAGCAGAAGGAAGUUGAAAUCAUAACAGUCUAGCAGUGAAACAUCCGAGUGUCAGUGAGCAAAGUAUGUAUCUCUUAUGUCAUCUUGCGCACAUGAAGGGCAUCACUUUAUAGAGCACAAUACCAGCUGGCUAUUAAGAUGCAUUGCUAUUAGUAUUUUGAAGCUGCUCAGACAAUAAUAACCUCACUGUAUUAUUAGUUUUUAACUACAGUACUACUUCUAAUCCCAAGGACAACAUCCAGCCUUUUGGUAGGUAAUGAAAUGGAAUUUAGUGUUGCGGUGUACCGCAGUUAGCAGUUUUCACAGACUCUCUGGAUGGAUGUUAGGCCUCAAUUAGCAUUGUGUGAAAGGAGACCUAAGCAAGAAAAAGUAGAUUAUGAGUCAGAAUUUCCAGUGGGGAGCUCUAAUGAUUUUCAGGACGUUAUAAACUGGUUGUGCAAAUGUCAUAUAACUGUUGUGCUGCUCCACUAGGCUGGGUUGAAAUGAGAGGUUGUUCCUUUGGGGUGGCAGAGAGCUGUGAGCUGUCAUACUUUAGCACUACAGGACUGAACAGAUGAGCUGCCUUAGUGCCUGCUGCCACAGUGAUCUCUGUUGGGUACUCCGCAGUUUCAGUGCUGGUGUGUUCAUGUGGAAGUCAUUGUCAGAUCAAGGCCUUAAUAACCAGAAAUCUCUUUGAGGUGACUAAUUUCAAGUGGCUCUGAAUUUCAGAUUUGGAGCCAAAAUAUCAGAAAAGAAUAAUUACCUAGGUGGUAGGUUGUAAGAGAACAUUUCAGUAACUAGUGUUACCCAGCAAAUAGACGGUUUAAUGUCUUCAAAACAUAUCAUUUCUUUGUACAGCCAUCUCCUUUGCAAAGCAGAUGUUUCUGUGAUUUUUUUUUAAAGAUGUACAAAGUAAAAAGGAAUUUUUUUUUGUAUGAGGUGUUUAUACUUAGAUCACAAAAGCUAGAUAAUUUAAACUGUGUAUUAUUCUUAACUGUAGUUAUUAAAGCUCUCGGCAUAUGUCUUGUUCUGAACUAUGCUCUUAAGUUUUGUGAAACAAUGCAGUAGUCUUUACACUUGAUUAACAAAACAGCACACUCUAAAGUAGACUGCCAAAACAUGGAGAAAUGUCUCAUCAGCUGCUGGUGGUGUGUUCCAUGUGCUGGCACAACACUUAAUUUCCAGGGCUGUUUUGUAAUUGUUCAGUCUGUGAUGAGUUAUUUCACUGGUUUGAUUCAGCACAUGCUUUAUGCUUGACUUGAACAGUAUAAGAAUGUGUUCAUUUUUAACUGUUUUGCUGAACAGAGAUACAGGGAAGACCUCAGUCCCACAAAGACUUAAGGAAGGUACCAAGCCCUUGUAAGGGAAUGGUCUGUGUCGGCCCUGACCCUGCAGUUACCUAGAUGAAUGGUUAACUUCACACAUUUUGAGUAAACCUGUUGAGACCAGUGGGGAUACUCAACAUGUGAAUUCAUAAAUCAGUGCUGCGUUUGGGCUUUAGGCUGUAGUUAAAUUCGACAGAAUUCUGCAGCAAAGUUACUUGAAAGGAAUUCCGUCCUGGUGGCAUGGCACGCUGCCCCUCACUUGGCCAGGCUGACUCUGGGGGGGGUGCUAGCCUGGCCAGGGGACUGGUCUAGUCUCUAAUGGGGGAAAAAUAACAUUGCAACCCCAAAACAGCUGUACUGGCACAACUUCAAUGGCUGUGUGAGGAGGGAGGGAUGGAGGACUUCUUUAGCUGAAGAUGCCAAACCCUUCCCCCCAAAAAGGUAUGUAAAGCUAUAUACUAGUUUAUUGAAACAAUUUAAACUCCGCUGCACUCAAAUUUUGAGAGGCUGUUCCCUAUGGGCUGAAGUCUUAGGUUAAAAUGCUUUCAGUUGUAUUUAACAGUCACACAUUGUAAAGAUAUUUAACUGUGUUUUGGGUUUUACAUAUUUUACUUGUUGGGGCUGCUGCUGUUAUUUAUUUAUUUAUUUGAAUAGCUUUUGCACUGCAGUGACUUGGGUGUGGGAUCACGACAAUGUUGGAGGUGCUGUGCUGAGUCCUUCCUUCCAUCGAUUGUAGGCAGGAGUUAGGACUCCUGGUGUGCCAAAGUCUCCUUCCUUGCUAAUGUGCAGCAUUUCAGUUCCAGCUAUGAAUGUGUUGGACAAAAAGAUUUGCUUUUCUUUCUUAACCCUAAAGGUCCCCCAAGUUGUGAAUAAACUGUGUCUUUUGUUAGUAUCAGGUGUCAAUAUCCAUUAAUCUGAAAAUGAGCAAGACUUGACAAAAUUUUUUGUGUAGAAAUGUGAGUGACCAGUAGGUAGAGCCAAAUUUAAAUAUGACUGCAGGAUUUGUUUCUUGUUUUUUAAUGUUGGUUAUUGUGAAUUUUAUCCAUUUACUGUCCUGUGUUGAAUAAAAAUAGAUUCUACUUUAAAAUGAGAAA
Harpia harpyja (harpy eagle) is the source of this 4805-nucleotide messenger RNA. It is a transcript of the gene SLC37A1, whose product is annotated as solute carrier family 37 member 1. The transcript has 21 exons. Gene Ontology annotation, biological process: phosphate ion transmembrane transport; glucose-6-phosphate transport. Gene Ontology annotation, cellular component: endoplasmic reticulum membrane. The record is from RefSeq and is a predicted model, not a curated record. Gene Ontology annotation, molecular function: glucose 6-phosphate:phosphate antiporter activity. The coding region runs from base 458 to 2044 and encodes 528 amino acids. NCBI's taxonomy places the organism in Eukaryota, Metazoa, Chordata, Aves, Accipitriformes, Accipitridae.